Molecule: messenger RNA, 3114 nt
Organism: Prinia subflava (tawny-flanked prinia)
Lineage: Eukaryota; Metazoa; Chordata; Aves; Passeriformes; Cisticolidae
Product: tumor necrosis factor receptor superfamily member 26-like
Exons: 10
Coding region: 495-1580 (361 amino acids)
Biological process (GO): activation-induced cell death of T cells; inflammatory response; negative regulation of apoptotic process
Cellular component (GO): external side of plasma membrane; membrane raft; CD95 death-inducing signaling complex
Molecular function (GO): tumor necrosis factor binding; tumor necrosis factor receptor activity
Source: RefSeq, a predicted model, not a curated record
AGAGGAAAAAACAUUCAAGAUGGGAAAGCAACACUCCGAGAAAUCGAAAUCUGAAAAAUGAAUUCCCGAGCGCUCCUGUGCGAUUCGGGUGCUCCGGAACUCAUUUGGCCACUUGAGGGGAAAGUAACGAGAAAAUAAAAGUGCCUAAAAACCGAAAGUUAGGGAAGCUGCGAGGGCCAACCCAGCUUUUCGGACAGACCAAACAAACUUUGAACUUUCGGUGGAGCAGGAACGCGCGGGGAGGUGCGCUGGGACUGUCCCCUCCUCUUUCUCCUCUCCCUCCUCUUCCUCCUCUUCCUCCCCGCCGCGUAUAAAACCUCCCGCCCGCCCUCGGCUCAUACAUUCCCUGCGAGGUUCUGGGGAGGACCUGAAGUCCCAGAGCCGUGUCCGGACCUGGCCCGCUCCUGGCCCGUGCUGUGCCCGCUCCGUGCCCGCUCCGUGCCCGCUCCGUGCCCGCUCCGUGCCCGCUCCGUGCCCGCUGCGCUGCGCUCGCCAUGCGCCGGCCCCGACGGCGCCUCCUCCCCGUGCUGCUGCUGCUGCUCACGACUGCUUUUGGAGCCAGUGCUGUCACCCUGAGCAGGAGGGACAGCCUGGAUGCCUCUCCAGGCUGGGGAGCAGAAGAUGUUUACUACAAGAAGAGCGACGGUCACUACUGCCAGAAGUGCCCUGCAGGCACCUACAUUGCAGAGGAGUGCAAGGAGCAGAACGGCUCUGGGGAGUGCCGGCCCUGUGGAUAUGGGGAGUACAUGGAAUAUCCAAACGCCUUCCAGUGGUGCCGGGACUGCUCCAAGUGCAGGGAAGAUCAGGUGGAGCAGAGCCCCUGCCAGCCCCUCAGGAACACGGUGUGCGCCUGCAGGAACGGCACCUUCUGCCCGCCCGAGCACCCCUGCGAGAUGUGCCAGAAGUGCCGGCCCAGGUGUCCCGAGGGCCAGGUGGUGCUGAGACCCUGCCGGCCUGACAGCGACCUGCAGUGCGGGCCUGCCGCCGACACCGUGCCCGCCUACCUCGCGGUCAUCGUCGGGGUGGUGGCGUUUGUGGUGGUGUUUGUGGUGGCGUUCUGCUCCUGGAAGCACUGCUGCAGCUCCACAGGGGACGGGACACCCUCGAGCAGGAGGCCCUACAAAAUGGUGAGCUCCAUGUUCCGAAAAAUGGCGUGGUACAGGAGGGUGAACGUGGGGGCAGAGGACAACGCCGCCAACGCCCACCUGCAGCAGCGUCACGCAGAGGCACAGGUGAUGCUGCAGAGUGGCAGUGGAAGCCCCAGGAUCCUGGUUCCAGCGUCUGGGAGUGACCCCAUUGCAGUGCUGCGCCAGUCCUUCUACAUCUUCGCCAGGAAGGUGCCCAAGGAGAGCUGGAAGAGGUUUGGCCGCAGCCUGGACCUGGAGGAGAACGACGUGGUCACGGGCACCACGGACGACGCCUUCUACGAGAUGCUCUUCAAGUGGCUGAACAGGGAGGGCACCAAGGCCUCCGUGAACACCCUGCUGGACACCCUGCACCGGCUGCACCUCGGCGGGGUGGCAGAGGACAUCUCCUCCACGCUGCUCCAGAGCGGACUUUUCCAGUAUGAAACCAGCUGAGGAGGGAGCAGGGCACGUGCUGUGCGUGCUGCCUUGGAGCCACGGCUGUGAAAUACCUCGCAGAACACUUGAAUUUGGGCUGCUUGCAGCUCCCUUCUCCUUUGGAAGCCACCACAGAGUUCAGCUGGGCCAGGAGGAGCUGAUCCUCGGUGAGGGACGAGCCUCAGGGUCCUCUCUGCUGGAGUUACAGCUUCCACGUUGGUGCUUCCUCAUGAAAUCCGAGUUGUUUUCUGGAUUUCACGCUGUCAAUGUGAAUAAUUCCGAGCUUCCUCUGGGGCUGCCUCGCUGGGAGCACCGGUACUGCCCAGAGGUCUUCGAGAUCACUGCAGAGAAGGGCUUCUGAAGGGAUUUUGGCACCCCUGUGUGUUCUAACUGGAUCAUCCCUGCUCCUCAGAGGAUCCCUGGCAUGAUGAAAUGGCUUCUGCUUCUAGAACACCCCUCAGUAAGCUUCACUCUGCGUGCUUGGUGGUUCUGCGAGCUCGGCUGGGGCCUGGGGCUGCUUUCUGUGGAAUAAGUUGUGUUUUAUGUAGUUCUGCUUGCUCUUAGGAACCAGUUUGAAACUGGGCUUGGAGGGGAAAGGGGGGAAUUUCACUUGCACUACGAGCACUGGGACUGCCUGGGGACAGGGACAGCGCAGGGGUCACCCAGCCCAUCUUCCACUCCACCAGGCUGACCUUGAACCUUUGCCAGGAUGGGGCUGCUGGUCUGGGCAGCCUUUCUGCCCAUGUUUACCCACCUUCAUUGUGAAACAGUUCUCCCUAAUAUCUAAUCCAGUGUGAUCCUGGUUGUGAUUGAAGUCAUUCCCAUGUCCUGGCACUCCAAGCCGUGUCCAGAGUCCCUCUCCAGCUCUCCUGGAGCCCCCCAGAAGGGGCUUGAAGUGUCCCAGAGGCUUCUCCUCCCCAGGCUGGACAAUCCCAGCUCUCGCAGCCCUCGGAGCAUCUCCAUGGGCUGCUCUGGGUUUGCUCCACACCCUCGUGAUGUUGGAGGCCCCAGAGCUGAGGAGAAGGGAAGGAUCCCCUGGUGGCCCCGCUGGUGCCAGGCUGGCCCUGUGCCCAUCCCUGUGUCCCCAGGCAGCGUGGAGGGGGUGAAUGCACUGAGCUCCCACUGCCCACCCCAGCCCCGUGGGCAGCCCCUCAAACUCUGCCCCUCACACAGAGCUCAGGGACAACCCAGCUCGAACAAAAUAAAACCAGCUGGGAAAAACUCCUGCGUUACUUGAGCUGCCAGGACCUCCCCCAGUGCACCAGGACCUCCCCCAGUGCCCUUCCUGCUGCUCUCCCUUCUCCCCCAACCCUCCAACACUGCAAUAGUUCGACAAGUAGAGAAGUUUUGUUUUAUUUAUUUAGCAAUUGUAAAUGUUACACGUGUUAACUUAAAAGCUAUAUAAAAAUACUGAAUUUUUAUGCAUGGUUGUGUGGUUUUUUUACAGAGCUCUGGCCCAGCCAGUUUGAUAUUUUCCACUUUUGUACAUUUCUCUGUUUAUGAAGGUUUAACUUUUUUUAAAAAAAAAAUUAAAAUCCUCCUGAUUUUCUCA